AUGAAGGAUCUUGGAGAGUUGAAAUAUUUUCUUGGAAUUGAGUUUUCCAGAAAUGCAGAUGGUAUUCUUAUGAAUCAGAGAAAAUAUGCACUUGGACUUGUAUCUGAACUUGGACUUGCAGGGUGUAAACCUGCAUCCACUCCCUUAGAGUUCAAUCACAAGUUGACAUCCAUUGUGUUUGAUAAAUGCACAAGAAUGAAUGCAGAAGAUAAAGUUCUUGAUGAUUAUGGAAAGUAUCAAAGAUUGAUAGGUAGACUAUUGUACUUGACUAUGACUAGGCCUGAUAUUGCCUUUGUGGUUCAAGUACUUAGUCAAUGUAUGCACUCACCAAAAACCUCUCAUAUGGAAGCAACACUUAGAGUGGUGAGAUACAUAAAAGGUACAACAGGUCUUGGUUUGUUAAUGCCAAGCAACAACAUGUCUGAGCUUGUAGCUUACUGUGACUCAGACUAG
Messenger RNA from Solanum pennellii, 453 nucleotides. RefSeq lists its product as uncharacterized. The record is from RefSeq and is a predicted model, not a curated record. Lineage: Eukaryota; Viridiplantae; Streptophyta; Magnoliopsida; Solanales; Solanaceae. The transcript has a single exon. The coding region runs from base 1 to 453 and encodes 150 amino acids.